AUGGGGAACUACACGAUGGCAGACCUGGCAGUACCGAAAGCCGACGUCUCGUACGUGGACUGCACGUACCUCAACUGCUCUCAACCAAAUGGCGUGACGGCGCACUACGCACAGUACUGUACUGGGUGGCAAAUGCUCAACGUGUCUCGAUGGGACCCCACAAUGACCCCGUCCAUUCGACUGAGAGAUCACAAAUGGGAGCAGGAUAUUCCCGAAUUCGGAGGCCUUAUUACGUUCCAUGUGUACGUCGUCCACACAGUGCCACAUGACCUUGAUCCGGCUUGGAACGAGUGUCCACUGGACGAAGGAUACGCGUCACUGACAGUACCUUGCCACCGAAGAAUCGAGUUCACGGACGACUACAUGGCUGCAAAUACGACCGUUCCAGCUGGAUCGGCGUUCGUGACGACGUGGUUGAAACAGGAGUUUGCUCAGGAGGACUCUCCGUCGCAGCUGUUGAUCCCAGUCAUCUUGGGUGUAGCCAUUGCUGUAGCUGGGAUGGCUCUGGGGUGGCUCAGCUGUAGACGAAAGUUAGAGGCCUCAAUGAAGCAAAAAUCAGGAAUCGAACACGAAAGACGCUCGCAACGUUCAAGUGGGAGCUCCCAGGAGAGACGAGCCAUUUCUAUCUCCAGUCCACAGCAACGUCGAGAUUCAGCAAUCCAGAGUCUUUACUGCGAGAGAGCGGGGUCGAACAAAACUCUACUGGAUAGUGAACACCUCGAGGGCAAACGCAUACCCUUCGACUCGAUCGUGUUUGAGAGGGUUAUUUCUAAGGGGGCGUCGGGGGAAGUGUGGGUUUGUGAGUUCAAUCGACAGAAAGCGGCGGUGAAGCGUCUACUGCAGAGGAAGAAACAGAAAGCGGAAAGUGUUCAGAAAUUUGCCUUGGAGAUCGAACUCACUGCCAGCCUCAUUCAUCCGAAUAUCGUCCAGUUUAUCGGUGUGGCCUGGAAUAGUCUUGACAAUUUGGUGAUGGUGUUGGAGUAUUUAUCAACGGGAAGUCUAAAGGAGUUUCUUGAAGAACCGAGAGAAUUUAUGUCCAGCAACGUUUUACUCACAGAUUCAAUCGAGCCAAAGAUCAUCGACUUUGGCGUAAGUCGUGGUCUUGUCGAUCUCUCAAUGACUGCAGGUGUAGGCACGCCGUUCUGGACAGCACCUGAAAUCUUGGAAGGUAACCAUUACACGGAGAAGGCGGACAUGUACUCGUUCGGUGUCGUGUUGUCCGAGCUUGACACUGGACAGGUUCCCUACCACGAUGCCGUGACGGAAGAUGGAACCAAACUGAAGCCGGUCCAGAUACUAAAGGAAGUCAUGUCGGGCACGAUGCGACCAAGUUUCUCCGACGAAUGUCCACCUAGAAUUCGAAGAAUAGGAACCGCCUGUCUAUCUCUUGACCCUUCCAGUCGUCCGACAGCACACGAACUCGUUCGGCAACUCGAAGGCAGGGAUAGCGAAGAAGAAGAAGAGGGGGCUAGAACACUUUAA
Molecule: messenger RNA, 1482 nt
Organism: Phytophthora infestans T30-4
Lineage: Eukaryota; Oomycota; Peronosporomycetes; Peronosporales; Peronosporaceae
Product: protein kinase, putative
Exons: 3
Coding region: 1-1482 (493 amino acids)
Biological process (GO): protein phosphorylation
Molecular function (GO): ATP binding; protein kinase activity
Source: RefSeq, a predicted model, not a curated record